Molecule: messenger RNA, 6943 nt
Organism: Heterobilharzia americana
Lineage: Eukaryota; Metazoa; Platyhelminthes; Trematoda; Strigeidida; Schistosomatidae
Source: the annotation of a GenBank genome assembly
AUGCAAAAAGUUGGGACGCGUUUAUUUCGUGGUUUCAAUGAACUAGCACAAGUGGAAGACAGAGUCCCUGAUAUUUCACAUCUUUGUUUUGUCAUCCACGGGAUUGGUCAGAAAAUGGGUAGAAAUCCUAUUCUGAGAAAUUGUAAUGAACUUAGGGUUACUUGCGAAAAAAUAAAAGCUCGAUUUUUCCCUCAUCUGGAUGAACAAAAUAAGCGUGUAGAGUUUUUACCUAUUGAAUGGCGAACUUCCUUACAGUUAGAUGGUGACACAGUUGAAUCAAUCACGCCUGUUCAUGUUCAAGGUCUCCGUACAGUUUUGAACAGUUCUGCCAUGGAUAUUAUGUAUUAUACAAGUCCUCUAUAUCGUACAGAAAUUAUAUCUAGUUUAAAGAGUGAACUCAAUCGGUUAUAUGAUAUGUUUCGUCGACUGAAUCCAGACUUUGAAUCUCGUGGUGGAAAAGUUUCUAUUAUCGCUCAUUCACUUGGAUGUGUUCUAAUUUAUGACUUGAUUACCGGUUGGAAUCAACUUCUCGAUAAUGAUCAACUCACUGAAAUACUUUUAGAUAAAUCAACUCAUGGAAGAAAUAUAUCUUUCAAUACAGAUUCUUCGAAAUCAUCAGAAAAUGUAGAUAAGCAUGUAUCAACAAAUAACACUGAUGAAGAGGUAUAUCACGAUUGUAGAGCCGAUAUGAUAUCAACUUCAGGUAAUUUGGAACAAAUUACUCGCGUCAGUUUUCAGUUGGAUGCUGCAAGAACUCUCGUGAAUAAUUUAGAACAAGAAUUGAACAGUUUGAUAGUAGCUGAUGAACAUCCUAUGUCAAAUAGUUUGCAUAAAUCAAAUAUUGACAAUCAGUCAGCUUCAGAUACUUCAAUGCCUUGCAUCAACUCUUCUUUAUCUCAGCCAAAUACUUUACUGUUUGCAAAUAACCUUGAAAACUUUUUCUGUCUUGGUUCACCUUUGGGAGUGUACUUAGUUUUACGUGGUAUCCGUCCUGGUCCUUUCCAAACCCAGGAUACAAUACUUCCCCGCAAAAUUUGCCCUCGGAUUUUCAACAUAUACCAUCCAGCAGAUCCUGUUGCUUACCGUUUAGAACCGUUAAUUUUAAAGUAUUACUCUAAUAUUCAACCAGUUAUGAUUCAUCGAACAGAUGCUGUUUCCAAACCUUGCUAUGAUAGUCUGCCUUUAAUUGCAUAUUCUGGCAAAGAGUUGAAACAUCCUAAAUCCCAGGAUUAUUUCCAACAGCCGGUGAAAAAUGCUUCCGAUACAAAUCAUUUAACUGUUCAAGAUGGUUGUACAGACUCUUCUAGACGUUUCUCAAUUGCUAGUCGACUUUUUGGUUUCUUCUCAAGAACAGCAUCUUCUCCAACUCAUGAAAAUGAUGUAAUAGAUUUUUCUCUUUCUGAAAAUACCUAUGAUCAUACACCAUUGAAGACAACAUUCGAAUUAUUUAGUGAUGAUGAAGAAAAACCUUAUUCAAUGCCAAAUCAUUCAAAUUCAUGCAAGUCUACAGAUAAAAAUGAAUCUAAUAUUAGCUUAUCUAAUCCAUCUUGUAAUGAUCCAGUUGAAAAUGGAUUUUACUUAGAAUCAUUACAGCUUGAACAUCGUUUAGACUUUGAAUUACGUGCAUCACGUUAUGAAAAUUUAUACAUUUCCCUGUUGACUUCACAUACUAAUUAUUGGAGCAAUACAGAUAUAUGCAUGUUUAUUAUGACAUAUUUAUUUCCACAAAGUCCCGGUUCAUCAAAUUAGAAUACAUUCCAUAAUAUUUUAUGAUUAUUAUUAUUAUUAUUAUUAUGUAGUACAUAAAUAGAAUUUUGUGUUCAAUCUAAACUUGAAUGUGUUGGUUCAACAAUUAUGAUGAUGAUGAUGAUGAUGAUGACACUACUAAUAUGUAUGUAAUCAGUUCCUCUGUUCAAUUGUUAUCAGUUUUCAACAAUGAAAAGACAAAUCCAGUCUAUUCAGUGUGAAGUUUACACACAUUAGAAAUAGCUUAGCUUGCAUUGUGUUCCCUGUGUACAUGAUGGUGUAUAUUAUACACUAUAAUAAAGCGAACUAUAUCCUUAAGUCUUUCUUGAAUACACUAUUGUCUAUUAUUUAUUACAUUGAGCAUUUUAUUCUUUUGUUUGUUUGUUUUCAAAUGGAAAUUAUUAUUUCUGCCAGAAUUAUUGUAUGUAUAUUUUGAAUAGUCAUUGAAGUGAACUACCACCAUUGUUAUUCUCUCCUUUCAUAUUGUGAGUGAAAUAUUUUCUUCAGUGUAAAUAAAACAUUCAUAAUUUUUACUUAUUGAUACUAUUUAUGUUAUGUAGUUGAAUGUUUGUUUUAUUAUUCAUAGACUAAUGAUGUUAUCGACUGUUGUGAUAUGUGGUUUUUACUUACAUAUAGUGUAGAUGAGCAUCGUUUUAUUGUAGAGUUUUGACGGUACUACGAGAACUUGUAGGUGAUUAGUAGAGUAAUCUGUCUAUAUGGGAUGCAAUUGGUUGUGGAAAGUGAAAUAUUAAAGAGGAAGUCGUCGGCUCUGAGUAAAAUAUGAAAAUUAUUUGGAUUGAUUACAGAGUCUAGCAUAGAAAAGAUGCUGGUCAUUGCUGAUAAGUAUGGAUUCCUAAUAACUUCCUGCCUUAUGUAACUCGAGCAAGAAUAGUUCGGUUGCCUAUCAGUCUAAAUGAGUUGCAUAUGUCGGUUCUGGGAUAGUCAUUGAAGUUACGAAGGGUAUUUAAAAGCUGGUACGGUUCAAAGCAACACGAUCUGAUGGAUAUCGUGUGGAAAUUGCCUGACAGACUAACAGGGGGUACUAGCUGGUGUAUGAUAUAUUACGAUUGAUCCCGUCAGAUUGGUCUCGAUAGCUGAUCAUUUCAACUUGUAGAAAUGCAGAGAAAACUUCCCGUGACAACUAGGGAAUAUAGAUAGACUAAUAGUGCCUAAUUUCCGAAGGUCUAUAAGCAUUUUAUGCAUAACCGAAACUUGAGGAAAACAGGCAGGUACCAGACGUGAAGGAGAAUGCAGGCAUCAUAUUUUCCCCUUUUGAAGUACACGGUACUUAAAAUGUUUCUUUCCCUAAAACGCUAUUCCACCCUGUCGAUGGAACACCAUUAUAUAACCGUUAAAAGAGUACAGAGUAAUCAUAUCUACUCAGAACUGUGUAGUUGAUGGAGAUUUCUCAUUUUGGUGAAAUCAAGUGAAUUAUCACACUUGGGUACUUUAUAUCAUGUUACAAUUGACAUUUUCAUAGACUUCAUAAGAUAUCUGAAGUUUUCAUAUAGAUUUUUUGGUGAUUGAACUGUAUGUAUACAUGGUCUAGAAUCCUUUUGAUGUUUACACCACCAAUUCUCACCAGAAAUGCUGUUCGAUGGGAGCCAAUGCAAACUCAUGAAUUUUGAAUACUGUUAUUUAUUUAAAUCGUUGAGUUUAAUGUACUAACUGAAAGACUUCAAUACCAUCUGUCACAUUUCUGUGUGGAGUAGUGAGACAUGAACACCUCUUCACGACUUUGUAAUUUGUUAAAAUAUGCCCCCUUCCCAAACUCACUGCUUCAUCACAAAAGCAGAUAGUAAUUAACUGUAUUAUUUAAGCCAGAAUAUCUGCUUUCUAGUAGAAAGUGAUUAUUGUUAUUUGUCCCUUGGGUUCCUAAUGGAACAUAGGGCUUCAGUAGCACGUCUCCAUUCCACUUUCUUCUCUCUAAUCUUUUCAACCUGGCUCCACGACAGACCAGAAGCUCUCUCUCUCUCUCUCCUUCAUGUCACCCUUACCUCCGACGCCCAACUCGUCCUUUCCCAUUUGGGUUCCACUCGAGCAAUUGGCCUGGUGCACGAUGUCAUCAGUCGGCCUUCUCAGUGUAUGUCCAAUCCAAUCCAUCUCCACUUCCUUCUACAUAUUUGUUGAGCGGUAGGUUGUUGGUUGGUUCGUUGCCAGCCACAGUUCCUUGUUGCUUAUUCUUUCUGGCCAUCUGAGCUCGAGUACCGAGCCAGUGUAGGCAGUUGUUGAUGAAUGUCUGUAGUUUGUUGGAAAUCCCUUUCGUAACGCGCCAAGUCUCUCAACCAUACAGAUGCACUGACUUGACGUUGGUGUUGAAAAUCCGGAUCUUGUUCCACAUGCUGAGUGCAGAAGAUCUGCACACUGGUUUCAGGUUAAUGAACGCCUGUCUUGCUGUCUUUCCGAUCCUGGCUGAUUUGACGUCCUCGUCCGUGCCAUCACCUGUAGUUGAAACGAUGCUGCCUAGAUAGGUGAAAGAGGUUACUUCCUUGAAGUUUCUCUCGUUCAUGGUGAUUGGUGUUUGGUGUUGUUGGUUGGGUAUCAUCAUCACCUCUGUCUUCUCUAUAUUCACUUGAAGUCCUGUAUUUGCUGCCUCGCCUCUUCUGUUAAAUUUUUAGUUUUCGCCUAUGGAUCUUCAAGUUUGUGCGACAUCAGACACAAGUCAUCAGCGAAAUCUGAGUCUUCUAGGUUCUUUUCCCCUGUCCAGCGUAUCCUCCUCUUCUCGCUCCUCACUGUUUGUUGCAUGAUCCAGUCGACCACAAUCAGGAAUAUCAUGGGUGAUAGCAGGCAGCAUUGUUUCACUCCUCUCUUCACUUCAAAAGCAUCCUGAUCUCAUUGUGAAUUACUUGACGUGUGGCAUCUUCAUAUAGUUGCUGAAUGAGGUUGAUAAAGGUUUGUAUUAUUCCGUAGUGCUGAAGCAGCUGCCUGCCAGAUUACUUCUUGGUCGACGCCGUCAAACGCCUUUUCAAAGUCGGUGAAGUUGAGUGAGAGAGUUGACUGUCAUUCUAUACUCUGUUCUAUGAUAAUGCGAAGCGUUGCAAAUUGGUCCGCAAGAAAAAAGUGAUGGUUAGAGAUUAUUGGUAGAGGGUACUAAACAGGAAAUCCAGGAAGCAUGUUUUGUCUUUUAUUUGAACUCAUUGACUGAUUAUAUAAUCUAUAAUGCUAGAUACUAGACGAAUAGACCGCUAACUAUAUUUAUUAAGAAUCUAACAUUAAAUUGUCUCUUAUAAAAAUAUUGUAAAAUUUAGGAGAUUUGCACUUUAGUGAAUAAACUGAUUGCACAAAAAAAAAUUUGAUUGAAACACAUGCGAAAUGACCCAUAUAUUUAGAUUAUUUUGAAAAUUGAUUCGUUCUGGGCGCUUUUUGUUCCAAAAAUCAUGUGUGAGUAGUUAUAGUUAAAUUCAACCUUUUCCAGCAUAUGUAGCACAUUACAUCCAAUGUUUCAAUGGCUACUUGAAAAGUUGUUAUAACAGAAAAAAUUAAAUAGGUUGUUGCAAAGAAAUAAUUGACUAAAAAUCAAUUAGGUCAAGCAGUCUACUCUACUAUUUUAUGUGUAAAGGCUUAUUCUGUAGAAUAUUGAAUGUCGGUUUAUCAAAGAUAAUACACUAUCUGAAAUGAAUUACUAAUGGAACAAAUCAACUGCCUUAGCAUCAGAUAAUUAUAAAUUCGUUUCAUGACUUUCUUUAUAUCAAGGACAUUAGAAACACUGAAAUGAUAGUGUAUUCUAAUCGUUGGAUUAUGUUGGUCUUGCUUAUGAAUACGUAGGACAAAAAGUUUAGUCAGCUUCAUUAACGAGCAUGUGACAACCACAACAGUCAGUGUUGCAGUUCACUGCAACUAUUACUCUCAUGAAUAUACUUCAGGUGGUUCCAAUGAAUAAUUCGGUAGUCCAUAGCAAGUUUCACAACAUUUAUUAACUGAGACAUUCCUGCUUUGACAAAGUUGGUUUCAUAUGAAAUAUAAUAUCGGUGCAGAUGACAACUCACUCUCGUUACUAAAUGUCUAUAAAAAUACUUGACAGCGACUAGAAAUAACUACUCAGAAUAGUCAGGCGCUGUUAGUCGAAGAUAUACAGGUCGCAUGAUGGUUGGAUCACAUUACAAAAGUCGAGAUAUUAAAUCCACUCUCAAACACCCAACUAAAGUCUCAAUAUAACUCAAUCAAUAUCACAACACAUGACAUCACUCGAUUGUAAAAGACUUCACAAUAACAUUAACUAAUAUACCAAAAAACAGAAAACACAUCAUGUGGCUUCACCAUGACUAAUAUAUCAUUGUCACAAGCGAAGGCAAACAAUGCCAGCAAAAACGGUGAACAACAAGAAACAAACAGAACACAAUCAAGAAUUCUUACUCUCACAACAUAUCUGCUCAAUAAUUCGUCAUCACGAUCUUGCUGGUGAGUAGUCAAUGCUACGCAAUGUCGUCUACUCCAAUCAAAGUAAUAUUUCGAGUGCAGAAACAAUGUGUUCUGUGUUACGAUGGAGGAUAGUCAACCUGAAGCACAAAGUUAUCACUGCAUCUGAAUGGCACAUGCAUAGUGAACAACAUCUAACUGCCGACACCAUGGCUCCUCAUGAAAAAUACACCCCUCUAUUAGUAUUGAAAAGUGUUCUGUUUUUGUCAUCAUCUGGUUACCUCCUUUCUUAAGCUUGCAAGUUUCCACACUUCCAAAUGCAUUCAUGCAUUUCGUUCCCCUACUUCAUUCUAAUAAACGGUAUAAGAUGCUUGUCUGCAGAGGUGGUGACAACAAGUGUCUAUCAACAAAAUAGUCUGUAUCCAUGGGUGAAUAACACAGAACAAUAAUGUGUUGAGAAGUUUCAUAUAACAGAGAGUUAAAAUACUGAAAUCUUACUUCUAGUUUGGAUGAGCAAAGUGAACAGGAGUAGAAGAGAAUUUAAGUAUUUCAUAGUUGUUGAUAAAUCCCCAAUACUGUGUUAAUUCAAGGAAUGAUAGUUGAAAUAAUAUUCCGUGUGAUUGUAUCGUUGAUUGUUGUAUGUCGUCUGGUAACUUAGUGACUCCAUCCAUCCAUGGAGAUGCAGCAUAACAGAUGUGUGUUUAUGAUUUUGUGAAUGUUGGUUGACUGAUAUUGAUGAAGUCAGUGUCCAUCGAGUGUAAUUGAUUGUGAUUGUGAUUGUGAUUGGAUGAUAAGUGGACAAACUAGUUAGUAUAAUGAAUAUGUGUAAUGUAAAUGAGAU